AUGUCGCUCCCCGGUCUCGAUCUAACACAACCCUCCGCGGACCGCGAGUUCGCCCCAGCCCCGCCCUCUCAGAUUAGCCUUCCCAAAGGCUCAGAGUGGCGGUUCGAAGUCGCCUUUGGCACGACCGUCCGCGUAAAGCUCUUAGCCGGAACCGCCGAACUCUUCGGCACCGAACUAGCCCCCUCUCAAACCUACACCUUCUCCGGCACGAAAGCAGCAAUCUACACCUGGCAUGGAUGCACACUAGAAAGCGAGUAUGUGGCGGAGGAAACACCGAUGGUUGAAUACGCGAACGUGCAUUUUGCGCUGGAGACACUACGACAGGAGGCCAAAGCGACGGGGAAAGAUGGCCCGCGGGUACUGAUUCUCGGUCCUGAGGAUGCGGGCAAGACAAGUCUGUCGAAGAUCCUGACGGCGUAUGCGACUAAGGUGGGCCGGCAGCCGCUGGUGGUUAAUUUGGAUCCUACGGAGGGCAUGCUAAGUGUUCCGGGGACGUUGACGGCUACGGCGUUCCGGACGAUGAUUGAUGUUGAGGAAGGAUGGGGGAGUAGUCCCAUGUCCGGGCCGAGUGCGGUGCCGGUGAAGUUGCCCUUGGUGUAUUUCUAUCCGAUGCAGAACCCGUUGGAGGCCGAUGGCUCGGUGUAUAAGGCUAUUGUGUCGAGGUUGGCGCUGUCGGUGACGGGGAGGAUGGCGGAGGAUGAGGAUGCAAGGGAGACGGGAAUUAUUGUGGAUACGCCGGGAAUUUUGAGUCAGAGUAAGGCUGGUAAUGUCGAGAUGAUUAAUCAUAUUGUGACGGAGUUUGCGAUUACGACGAUCUUGGUCAUUGGCUCCGAGCGACUGUACAGCAUUAUGAUGAAGAACUUUGAUAACAAGCCCACGGCUAGUGCGUCUGCAGCGGCGUCGGAUGAGCGCAUUUCGGUGGUUAAGUUGUCCAAGUCUGGGGGUUGUGUGGAUCGCGAUGCGGCGUUCAUGAAGGCUGUCAGCGAGUCGCAGAUCCGGACAUACUUCUUCGGCAACCCAAUUCCUUCGACGGCAUCGGCAGCGCUGUCGCUGUCUGCGUCGUCAACGACGAAUGUUACGUUGUCGCCGCAUGCGCAGCAGCUAGACUUCAACGCUUUAGCGGUCUACAACUACACCAUAGCGUCAGCAGAGGAGGACGAAGACGAAUAUGACCCGUCGCAGCUGGGUACCGGCGAUGCCUUCCUCCCAGGUGGAAGCAACGACGUGGACCUGGCGCUGGCCAAUUCGCUGCUGGCCAUUACACAUGCAAGCUCGACGGCCAGCCCGGCGGAUGUGCGCGAUGCCAGUAUCAUGGGCUUCUUGUACGUGGCGGACGUGGACGCGGAGAAGGGCAAGAUCCGAGUGCUGGCGCCGGUUGGAGGUCGCGUGCCACCGCGGGCGAUUAAAAAGUACAUUGACUCCAGCAAGGUCUAG
Messenger RNA from Aspergillus niger, 1434 nucleotides. RefSeq lists its product as uncharacterized. The transcript has 6 exons. Gene Ontology annotation, biological process: tRNA splicing, via endonucleolytic cleavage and ligation. Gene Ontology annotation, molecular function: polynucleotide 5'-hydroxyl-kinase activity. The coding region runs from base 1 to 1434 and encodes 477 amino acids. The record is from RefSeq and is a predicted model, not a curated record. NCBI's taxonomy places the organism in Eukaryota, Fungi, Ascomycota, Eurotiomycetes, Eurotiales, Aspergillaceae. Gene Ontology annotation, cellular component: mRNA cleavage factor complex; nucleus.